Cynara cardunculus var. scolymus (artichoke) is the source of this 1945-nucleotide messenger RNA. Its product is annotated as chaperonin CPN60-like 2, mitochondrial. The transcript has 17 exons. Bases 72 to 1802 code for a protein of 576 amino acids. Gene Ontology annotation, biological process: protein refolding. Gene Ontology annotation, molecular function: ATP binding; ATP-dependent protein folding chaperone. Gene Ontology annotation, cellular component: mitochondrion; cytosol. NCBI's taxonomy places the organism in Eukaryota, Viridiplantae, Streptophyta, Magnoliopsida, Asterales, Asteraceae. The record is from RefSeq and is a predicted model, not a curated record.
AGUGAUUGUUCUCCCCCUUUUCUGUCAAUUGAGUUUAAUCUCUACCACUGUUUUUGCGAUCUCCGACCACCAUGUAUCGGGCCGCUGCAGCUUUCACUUCCUCGAUCAGGUCUUCUACAUCAAGAAAACUGGUAUCUGGUAGAAUUAUUGGUAGUAGAAACUAUGUUGCGAAGGAUAUCCAGUUUGGGACCAGGGCUCGGGCUGCCAUGUUGCUUGGUGUGAACCAGCUUGCUGAAGCUGUAAAGGUUACCAUGGGACCGAAGGGACGUAAUGUGAUUAUUGACCAAAGUCGUGGGCCCCCUAAAGUCACAAAGGAUGGUGUCACGGUGGCCAAAAGUAUAAACUUUGAGGAGAAGGCUAAAAACGUUGGUGCUAAUUUGGUGAAGCAGGUUGCAAGUGCAACUAAUUCUGUGGCUGGAGAUGGUACAACUUGUGCCACCGUUCUGACUCAAGCAAUAUUCACCGAAGGUUGCAAGUCUGUAGCUGCAGGUGUAAAUGUGAUGGAUUUGCGCAAGGGUAUCAGUAUGGCUGUUGAUGCCAUUAUAGACGACCUGAAAAGACAAGCACUAAUGAUUAGUACACCAGAAGAAAUUACGCAGGUAGCCACUAUCUCUGCAAAUGGAGAGCGCGAGAUUGGUGAAUUGAUAGCAAGAGCUAUGGAGAAAGUCGGAAAAGAUGGAGUAAUUACAGUGGCUGAUGGUAACACCUUGGAUAACGAACUAGAAGUUGUAGAGGGGAUGAAGCUAGGCCGGGGUUAUAUCUCUCCUUAUUUUAUUACCGACACAAAGACUCAAAAAUGUGAUUUGGAGCAUCCGUUAAUCUUUAUUCAUGACAAGAAAAUUUCAGACAUGAACUCACUUGUGAGAAUCUUGGAGCUUGCUGUAGAGAAACAUAGACCUCUGCUAAUUGUGGCUGAAGAUGUGGAAAGUGAUCCGUUGGCAAUGCUGAUCAUUAACAAGCAUCAAGCUGGAGUUAAGGUGUGUGCCAUUAAAGCUCCUGGCUUUGGGGAUAACAGGAGAGCCAAUCUUGAAGAUUUAGCGGUGCUUACUGGAGGGGAGGUUGUCAGCGAGGAACGUGGAUUGAGCCUUAAUGAUGUUCAACUGGACAAACUUGGUACAGCGAAAAAGGUUAUUGUUUCUCUCGAUGAUACCAUCAUUCUACAUGGUGGUGGCGAUAAGAGGCAAAUUGAAGAAAGAUGUGAGCAACUAAGGUCAACCAUUGAGAACAGCACGGCCGUGUUUGACAAAGAGAAAGCACAAGAGAGGUUGUCAAAGUUAUCAGGAGGGGUCGCAGUUUUCAAGGUCGGAGGGGCUAGCGAGGUGGAAGUUGGAGAAAGAAAAGAUAGGGUUACCGAUGCUCUUAAUGCUACAAGGGCAGCUGUGGAAGAGGGAAUAGUUCCAGGUGGUGGGGUCGCCCUUCUAUAUGCUACCAAGGUUCUUAAAGGCCUUAAAACUGCAAACGAGGACCAGAAGAGAGGAGUUGAAAUAGUCGAAAAUGCCCUUAAGGCACCGAUAUCCACAAUAGUCUCAAAUGCCGGUGGUGAUGGUGCCAUGGUUCUUGGCAAGUUAUUGGAACAGAAUGAUCUUCAUUUUGGAUUUGAUGCCGCCCAAGGCAAAUAUGUAGACAUGGUGAAGGCCGGAAUCAUUGAUCCUUUAAAAGUUGUGAGAACAGCCUUAGUAGAUGCUGCCAGUGUGUCGUUGUUGUUAACCACCACGGAGACGACCAUUGUAGAUCGUCAAGGAGAGAAGAACCCACUCGCAAACCGGAUGCCGAACAUGGAUGAUAUGGGAAUGGGAUUCUAAUUCUAAACAUGUAGAGAGGAAAAUUAUGCUUGCAAUGCAUUAAUGAUUAAAUGUACCAAAUUUUGAUGUUUCUAUUUAAUUUUCAUCAUUUUUCUCUUGAAGAAUUUGGGUUUAUUGACAACUUUGAUAUUCACGUCAGCAAA